AUGAUUGUCUCAACACCAAGACUCAAUUUGCGGAGGGCCGCCUCCUAUACUGGCGUGUCAAUCGAGAAGCUUCCAUUAUCGGCUACUUCGUCAAGCUUCAAGCUAGACCAUCUCAUAUACUCACCGCCACCAUCACCAGGUCUUCCUGCAUUGGUAGCUCGCCCGCGGAAAGUUUCCAACACACCGCGACCAAGCAGAGUCUUCCGCGUUUUGGGCUGGAUUGCCGGGCUUGUGGUUUUUCUAUAUGUCGCAAGGGUCCUGGUACGGAGGGGCGGUGGUGUUGACCUCGUGGGCUGGGAGAAGACGGGAGAUUUCGAGAUGGUCGGCCAGUACGAUCUUCCCGAAUUCCCAACUCCCAUUGCCGUCACAGACCGCCAUGGAAGAUCAAAGUGGACCGUUUCUAUCCCACCAACAUACAACUUUCCCUUGACGACGAAGGAGUACUCGGACAUUUGUGCCAAAUGCCACGAGGUGGCCGCGCAUGUCAGGGAGUUGCAGGGGCAAACAUAUCCUUCUCCGCAGGCCCAGCUGGACUAUUACUACCAGGAUCCAUACUUCGUGGAUGUUCUAGAAGCUGAGAACCGUGGUCUCCUGCCUGGAGCCGAAAGCAAAGCUUGGCAUGUUGCUACUCAUUCACAGGGAGGCCAUCUUGUUGGGGAGAGUAUCGGCAAUUUCAUGGAGGCUCCUGUCUGCAAAUCAUCCAUGAUAUUUGUGCUCGAGUCACCGGAAGCCGGCAUUGGGCCAACGCUUAUGAUGCUCUGGAUGGCUUACGGAUUAGCCCAGAAGGAGAAGCGUGCAUUCUUUAUUGACGAUACGAGAUGGGCUUAUGGAGAGUAUACGGGUAUCUUCCAGGCUCCCCCCAUACCAGACUGCAGGCCGCCGCCCAGACAUGAAAUGCUCCCAUGUCCCCGCCACGCUCGGCACCUCGUCGUCUCGGUAGCAACAGCUCGGGAAACAUUUGGCAACGGCUUCGACAGCGAAUUUGAGCAAGUUGAGAAGCAGGACGCCAACCGCGAGAGACCGAUGUAUGAUCUAGCCCGCGCCGGAUAUGAGGCCUUAUUUCACCUCAACGAUGAGGAUAAGGGUUACGUCAACAACCGAAUCGCAGAGUUGAAGCUCAAGGCCAAAGUCGGGGAUGGUAGUCACAAUGAUGGCACCAUUGUCGGUGUGCAUGUGCGGCACGGGGACCAGCAUCCUUAUGAGUAUCAGUACAGCGCGACGUACAUGCCUCUGACGCGGUACGUGGAGACAAUUCAGCAGGUCCUCGACGAUGCGCAUAACACGAGUAUGCCUAAUGGUGGCGAGGAUACCAUGGCCAAGAAACACUCAUUCACGGUUCUAGCUUCCGACAACCCUGAUGUGUAUGAGGCCGAUGAGUUUUCUGGUGCCGUCCGGGCCCAAGAACGCAUCAAACUCGCUAGCGUGUCGCACACCAAGGCAGAGGAGCAAAACCCUCAUUACAUGCACAAGUUCAAAGAAGAGACGUUCGGAUGGGAAGGUGGCUUCUUCGGUAGCAUGUUCUGGAACCUAGGUCGUUCGUCUAACAACAACGCCGAAGUCAAAACCCCCGAGUCGCUUGCUCCAUCCGCCGAGACCACACGGCUGAGGAGUCUCAUUGGCCGAUCAUACAUGAUGGAUCUGGCCGUCUUGGGCCAGGGGGCUGACGUUGUCAUCUGCACGGUCAGCUCGGCAGGAUGCCGCAUGGUAGGAGUGAUCAUGGGCUGGGAGAAGGCCAUGGAGAAGGGCAACUGGAUGAACAUCGAUGGAAAUUACAUGUGGACAGGCGUGGCCCUUAAUUAG
Molecule: messenger RNA, 1800 nt
Organism: Neoarthrinium moseri
Lineage: Eukaryota; Fungi; Ascomycota; Sordariomycetes; Amphisphaeriales; Apiosporaceae
Exons: 1
Coding region: 1-1800 (599 amino acids)
Biological process (GO): protein N-linked glycosylation
Molecular function (GO): alpha-(1->6)-fucosyltransferase activity
Source: RefSeq, a predicted model, not a curated record